Messenger RNA from Pararge aegeria (speckled wood butterfly), 1887 nucleotides. RefSeq names its product maltase 1-like. Gene Ontology annotation, biological process: carbohydrate metabolic process. The transcript is spliced from 11 exons. The coding region runs from base 54 to 1874 and encodes 606 amino acids. NCBI's taxonomy places the organism in Eukaryota, Metazoa, Arthropoda, Insecta, Lepidoptera, Nymphalidae. The record is from RefSeq and is a predicted model, not a curated record.
AAUGAUUGUGGGGCAGUAACCGCGGGGCACUCGCAGUGGGGCAAUCUCCAGCUAUGCACUCUAUGAAAGCGUUGGGCAUUACGCUCAUUGUGGUCAUUGGAGUUGGUGUAAUUGCAGGUGCCAUAACAUGGGCGGUCAUAGCAACGAGGGAGCCCGCACCUCCCCCCCCGGAACUAAUCGACCUCGAUUGGUGGCAGCACUGCGUCCUUUACCAAAUCUACCCUCGGUCCUUCAAGGACAGCGAUGGAAAUGGCAUUGGUGAUUUGAAAGGUAUCACCUCACAAUUGGAGCAUUUCGUGGAAGCUGGAGUCGACGCCAUGUGGAUGAGCCCUAUAUUCGAAUCCCCCAUGGUGGACUUCGGCUAUGAUAUCAGCAACUUCUAUGAAAUCCACCACGAAUACGGCACUAUGGAAGACUUCGACAAUUUACUCAGGAGGGCCCAUGAGUUAGGUAUCAAAGUUCUGCUGGACUUCGUUCCGAACCACGCCAGCAAUGCGUCCGAAUACUUCAUAAAGUCUGAAGCCAUGGAGACCGGAUACGAAGACUUCUUCGUGUGGGCGGACGCUUUGCCGGACCCCAACAACGCGUCCAAUAGACUUCCGCCAUCAAACUGGGUCAGCCAAUUCGCUAAUUCAGCGUGGGAAUGGAGUGAUGUGCGUCAACAGUAUUAUCUGCACCAGUUCGCCAUCGAACAACCUGACUUCAACUUUAGGAACCCAGCAGUUAAGGACGAGAUGAUAAAAAUCAUGAAAUUCUGGCUUGACAAGGGCGUAGAUGGAUUCAGGGUGGACGCCCUUCCCUAUAUGAUGGAAGCAGACCCUGCAGACCACGGUGGUCGCUAUCCAGACGACCCGUUAAGUGGUCUGGCGGAGUUCAAGCCCCAUCAACUGGGGUACACCAUUCCGCUCUAUACGAAGGAUCUCAUCGAGCUGUAUGAUGUUGUGUACGAAUGGAGAGAGUUUAUCGAUCAAUACCAGAAAGAUAAAGGCGGGGAGACCCGUGUGAUAUUCUCGGAAGGAUACGCCAACGUCUCCAUGACGAUGCUGUAUUACGGCAACGAAGACGGAGACAUCGGCGCUCACUUCCCGUUCAACUUCGACUUCAUCCGGGAACUGUCGGACGAAUCCACUGCGCGGGACUUCGCGUACACCGUCUUGAGAUGGCUGACCUAUAUGCCCGCAGGCGCUGUUCCUAACUGGCAGACUGGCAACCACGACAAUAACCGGGCGCCAUCGAGAUUCCGCAUCAACAUGGUGGACGGGCUCAACUCGCUCAACUUGCUGCUGCCGGGUGUGGCCGUGACGUACCAGGGCGAAGAAAUAGGUAUGAGAGACGGCUACGUGAGCUGGGAAGACACAGUGGACGUCGAGGCCCUGCGACGCGGAGACAACGAGACUUACUUGCUGUACUCCCGGGACCCUUGCAGGACUCCCUACCACUGGAACAACUCCACCAACGCCGGGUUCUCCACCGGAAACAGAACAUGGCUGCCUGUCGCUAAGGACUACCCAGAAAUUAAUCUUGCUAAGCAGAAGGACGAUGCCCGCAGCCACUUUAAGGUCUAUCAAACACUAAUAAAACUGCGAAAAGAAAAGGCUCUCUCACACGGGGAGUUCCUAAUAAGGGCGCUUUCAAACAGAACGUUCUACCUCGUGCGGUACCUGAGGACAUAUGACACCAUCGUGCUGCUGUUCAACGUCGCAGACGCGUCCGACACCAUUGAACUGAGCAGAGUUCUAAAGCUCGAGCUUCCAGCGACAGUCGUGGUUUCCAGUAUCCACUCUACGAGGGUAGCGGGAGACACAAUAGAUGGAGAGAACUUGACUCUAGAAGCAGGUGAAGCGAUUGUUCUGAGAGCUAAACCUGUAUCAUGACGUCAUUAACAAU